Molecule: messenger RNA, 906 nt
Organism: Metarhizium album ARSEF 1941
Lineage: Eukaryota; Fungi; Ascomycota; Sordariomycetes; Hypocreales; Clavicipitaceae
Product: Peptidase C15, pyroglutamyl peptidase I-like protein
Exons: 2
Coding region: 1-906 (301 amino acids)
Biological process (GO): proteolysis
Source: RefSeq, a predicted model, not a curated record
AUGGGCUCACAAAGUAAAGACCAAAACGAACUGACGGUUCUCGUCACCGCAUUCGGCGCCUUCCGGGAGCAAUAUCCCGUCAACCCGUCGUGGGAGAUUGCCAAGGGCAUCCCGCCUCACCUCACACCGCUGGGAGCCAAGGACGGCGGCGGCGGCGGCUCCCGCGACCCCCCGCCGCGCGUCCGCAUCCUCGUGCACCCCGAGCCAAUUCGCGUCAACUACAAGGUGGUACGAGAUCUGGUGCCCGGGUUCUGGGACACCGACUACCACGGCCACAAGAUCGACAUGGCAAUCCACAUCGGCAUGGCCGGCCCCCGGCCCUUGUACCAGAUCGAGCGGAGGGCUCACAGGAGGGGGUACAAGACGCCGGACGUGGACGGCGAGCUGCUGGCCGACGGGCCCGAGGGGAGACCCGACGACCGAGACUGGAUCUGGUACGGCCUGCCGGAUGAGAUUCUGACGGAGUUUGACGUGGACGAUGUUCACAAGCGGUGGCAGGCACAUAGCUCGGUAUGUCUACCGCCUUUUCCCUUUUUCUCGACGGCCUUUGUAGGCCCGGCUUCUUUUGGGCCGACAGUUUCUUUUCUCCGUGUUUCCUUGGCUGUUUGUUCGUUUGUUCUCUUUUUCUUCACGAGGGCUAACGCACGGCUGGUCGGGGGGGAGCGUGGGAGCGAGCAGAAGGACAUGGACCUGCGCGUUUCAGAGGACCCGGGCCGGUACCUCUGCGACUUCAUCUACUAUUCUUCCCUGGCGCAACUGUACAAGGAGAAGCGGCCGCGCAAGGUGGUGUUCUUGCACGUACCGUCGGACUCGUCCGAGGCGUUUGUCACGCAGGGCCGUGAGCUCGCCAUCAAUCUGAUCAGGGCGUUGGUGGAAAGCGAGACGGCCGCGCAGACUGGCGCGUAG